AAAAAGUUGUAGGUAGCCUUGGUAGCCUUAUAACCUAGUAGCCUGGUACGCUCUACCCACUUAUCACUUUCUACCUUACACUAUUAUCUCCAUCCCGAAUUCAACCUCGUAACCCCGAUUCCAGCUUGAGAGCAACUGUCUAUUUUUGCCCUAAAUGUAUCAUCUCAGUGGUGCUUUGGAAGGUUUGCAUCAUAUUGUUCGUUCCAUAUAGUGUUUUGUGUUUUCUUUUGACAUAUAUGCAUACACACAUACAUACCUUUCUACCUAUCUACCUAGGCCUACAUACACACAAUCAUUGAUCUAAUCACAACCGAUACUUUGUGGUUUCUUUCACCAACUUCACCAAAAGAUUUCAAGCUUGAUCAGACUAGCCACUUGCCAUACCUCGAUUUCGUAGUACAAGGCCCUUUCUAUAGUUUCACCUAAUUCAUCCCUCGAAUUCCGUCUUACUAUUUAAGCGACUCUUCGUCCUACAUUUCAUCACAUCCUCUAAGGCGCCGAACCGAUUUAUCAUGGGCGUCCCCAAGUUCUUCAGAUGGCUCUCAGAGCGAUAUCCUGCAAUAUCACAGCUCAUUGCAGAGAAUCGAAUCCCCGAAUUCGACAAUCUUUACUUGGAUAUGAAUGGUAUUAUACAUAACUGUACCCACAAAGACUCACAUGAUACAUCGUUUCGUCUUAGCGAAGAUGAGAUGUUUAUACGUAUCUUCAACUAUAUCGAGCACUUGUUUGGUAAAAUAAAGCCAAAGAAGCUGUUCUUUAUGGCAAUUGACGGUGUCGCGCCCAGGGCAAAAAUGAACCAGCAGAGGGCUCGUCGUUUCCGGACGGCGCUGGAUGCUGAAUUAGCCCGCGACAAGGCCAUUCGAGAAGGUCAGGAAUUGCCGAAAGAGGAUCCCUUCGACAGCAACUGCAUCACGCCAGGCACCGGGUUCAUGGCAAAGUUGACCCAACAGCUCAAGUACUUCAUCAACAAAAAGAUAUCCGAGGAUUCCGAUUGGCAGGUCUGCGACAUUGUCUUGUCAGGUCACGAAGUCCCGGGUGAGGGUGAACAUAAAAUCAUGGAGUACAUUAGAAAUGCGAAGGCUCAACCCGACUACCACCCCAAUGUUCGGCAUUGUCUGUAUGGCUUAGAUGCCGAUCUUAUCAUGCUGGGGUUGUUAAGUCACGAUCCCCAUUUUUGUCUCCUCCGCGAAGAAGUCACUUUCGGUCGCGCUUCGAAGACUAAAUCCAAGGAGUUGGAGCAUCAGAACUUCUAUCUAAUGCACCUCUGUAUAGUUAGGGAAUACCUCGAAUUGGAAUUCCAGGAGUUGAAAAAGGAAGGUACCAUCAAAGUGCCUUUCAACAUGGAGAGAAUCAUUGAUGAUUUCAUUCUCAUGGCAUUCUUCGUCGGCAACGACUUUCUUCCUAAUUUGCCAAACCUUCACAUCAACGAAGGCGCUUUGGCAACCAUGUUUCGCAUUUAUAAGCAGGUGCUUCCCCAGUGUGAUGGUUAUAUCAACGAAGGAGGAGUAAUCAACCUCUCUCGUUUAGGGUUAUUAUUGAAAGAGCUAUCCAAGGAAGAAUACCGGUAUUUCGAGCACGAGCACGCCGACUUGAAAUGGCUCAAGAGCAAGCAGCUGUCAGGGUCUAACGGCGAGGAAUCUACCAAACACAAAGGGAAGCUUGUCAUGACAAGUACCCAGAGAGAGUUAUGGAAGAAGAUUCGGAAGUUUCUCAAUAAUCGAUCAUCUACUCCUCUUAACCUCGGCCAUGAGCUCAUCGCUGCCGAUCGAAAAUUUGUGCAGGAUACUGCUGACAGCCUCCACAUUGACUGGCGUACUGUCGAAGACGACGACGGGCAGCGUAAUCUGUUGCUAGCAAUGCCCCUAAAACCGGGUGGUGAUGAUAAUGAGGAGGAGGAGGAGGAAGGACAUAUGGCCUUAUUUCGCGUCAUGAAGCGCUACGACAAUGCCCACGUCGUUGAUCUCUCCGCCGAAGAAGCUCAGGCCUCCGUUCAAGCCAGGUAUCAAGAGAAAUUUGAUGAGUGGAAAGACAAGUACUAUACAAGCAAGUUUGAGUGGACCGCGGAGACCAAAGAGAGAGAACUGACAAAACUUUGCGAGAACUAUGUCCAAGGGCUGCAAUGGGUGCUAUACUACUACUACAAGGGGGUGGCUUCUUGGCCGUGGUUUUACAGCUACCACUACUCGCCCAUGACAUCUGACAUUAUGAAAGGAAUGAAUGCCAACUUAGAUUUCAAGCUCGGUCAACCCUUCCGACCGUUUGAGCAACUCAUGGGCGUUCUCCCAGACCGAAGCAAGAAAAUCGUUCCAGCAGUGUACCAUGAGCUCAUGACAGAGGCGAAAUCGCCAAUUAUUGACUUCUACCCUCGUGACUUCAAACUCGACAUGAAUGGUAAAAAGAUGGAAUGGGAAGCCGUGGUCAAGAUCCCGUUCAUAGACGAGAAGCGUUUGCUGUCCGCAAUGGCACCUAAGAACGAGCUUCUUACGCCAGAGGAAAAGGCCCGAAAUGACUUCGGAGUUUCCUUGAAAUUUACAUACGAUCCGAAUCUUGACUUCAUCUACCCAUCAUCCAUGGUCGGAAUCUUUCCAGAUAUUCCUCAUUGCCGUUGCGUUGAGAACAUAUUCGACUUACCUACAACCGAGGGACUCGAAUUGUAUGUUGGUUUACUUGAUAACGCGAAACUCGGCGUAGACGCCCUCGCAGGAUUUCCCAGUCUCGCUACGUUGCCUUACAAUGCCAAUCUUGGCUUUCAUGAGGUCAAUGUCUUCCAGCAAGUGAGUCGCAACGAGAGUAUGGUUGUCACUCUAGCCGACGUUGAACUCCGAAGCAAAGUAGGGUUGGCCAAGGCCAAAAUAGGGCAAAGAUGCCAUGUUGGGUAUCCGUUCUUACAAGAGGCGAGAAUCGUACGGGUGUCAGACGAGUUAUUCGACUACUCUCUCGCUUCAGAUGGCUCUGGCCAAGUCAUUCCGACUCAUCAUUCUGGCAAAGACAUAGGAGAAUGGAGCAAGAAGGCAUCUCGUAUAGAAAAUUUCUACAGCAAGCGCCUUGGCAUCAUCAUUGGCCCCGUUGAAUCUUUGGUCCACGUGGAGAUGUUAAAGGGGCUCACAAAAACGGACGAAGGUGCUACUGUGAAAGAAUAUGGCCUGAUCCCAGGCAUGGAAAUAGAUUACGCUGCGCAGGUAAUUGUUGACAGGGUUGUCAGCGAAGAUGAACGAUUUAUUGAAAGAGAUGCGUUGCCGUUUGAAGAGGAGUUCCCUGUUGGGUCCCAUGUUUUCUUUCUCGGAGAUUAUGGGUACGGACGCCCUCUUGAGAUUUGCAGUCACAAUGAUAACCGAGCGGAAAUCAUUUUAUCGGUACCUGUGGCAAGAGAGCCAGACUUCGCUCGGUCAAUCAUUCGGAUUGCUGAGCAGCAAAGUGGUUACCAACCAUCUUACGUGAUCGCGAAAGAGUUGGGACUUCACCCGCUUGUCCUAAGCAAAAUUACUUCUUCUUUCUUUGUUCACACAAUUGGGGGCAGCAUGAAGGUCAACUUGGGAUUAAAUCUCAAGUUUGAGGCACGGAAACAGAAAGUAUUGGGUUAUUCAAGAAAAUCGAAUUCCGGAUGGGAAUUCAGUCCUGCCGCGGUUCGAUUGCUAGUAGAGUAUAUGACCCGAUUCCCAGAUUUCUUCGCUGCAAUCAUGCGGAACCCUUCGGGAAACGAGUUUCACGAGACAGACCUUUGGCCGGAUACACAAGCUGCCAGCACCAGAACCAAGGAGAUCGGUGCGUGGCUCAAGACCGUGGAAACAAGCAAAUUCGAGCGAGUUCCCCUUGACGCAGAGCAGCUAGACUCUAACGUAGUCAUGGAACUUCAAAGAACGGUAGACUCACUAAGAGAAUCGGCCGAGCAGACUGAACCAAAAAGACUGAAAGGGGUUCCUCGGUCCGCAUUGCUCAACCCUAGGGAUGCCGAGCAACGGCUCAGUAACCAGCGGUUCGCCUUAGGUGAUAGAGUCGUGUACGUACAAGCCUCUGGGAAGGUGCCCAUCGCUUCGAGAGGAACUGUUGUCGGCAUAAGCACGGUUGGCAACCACCAUAUGCUUGACGUACUAUGCGACAACGCAUUCAUGAACGGUACAACAUUGGCUGGCAGGUGCGAGCCCUUUCGAGGACAGACCGUUUCGGCAAAUUCGGUUCUCAACGUGUCAAACAGGCAAGUCAUAACGAGCUCAAAGAAGAGUAAAGAAAAGCAACCCAGCUCAACGGAAGCACCUUUAUCUUCCCUUGGCUACGGUGCACCGGGCGGCCGAGGUGGCAAACUACGAGAUGCCCCAACGCCAGGUCCUCUUAGGGGUUCUUGGCGAGGCGUAGCGAAUGGCGCAAACCGACAAUCAGCCCAGGGACGAGGUGCUCAUAAUUCACACACAUCCAAUGAUAUUCCCCAUUUACAACCCAGUAGCUUGGUUUACCGCCCGAUGCCCAAUCAACCGCAAACAUCCAAUCCGGGAGCAACACAACAAAUUGGUGGUCAAUCUUACCGCGGCCGUGGUGGUCCACAUUGGAAUGGACGUGGAAACCGGGGCGGCAGAGGCGCCUCAAUAUCUCCGGGCAACGAUUUUUAUGGCUCAAGAGGGCCAGAACCCACAGGGCCCAUUCAUCACCAGUCUUAUAACGCUAUGCCACCACCAGCUGGGUUGAAUGCUCGUGGUGGUGGAGGUCGGGGGCGUUCACGGGGUCGUGGAGGAGUACGUGGACGAGGUGUUCGCGGCACACCAACUGGGAAUUAGAUUAGAAGAGGGAUGUGUUCAUUUUAAGACAGCUCUACUAAGUCUCGUCUAGAUUGCCUUUCAGGUGACGUGUUACGGAUCUAGAAAGUAGGCAACACAUGUAACGGUGUGAAGAUAGCCACAUUAUAAUAGGUUUAGGUCUUGAGCAUAUUAAUGCCCUCGGUUGUGGACAAGUUGUGGCGGCCAUUGCUCAUGUUAAAGACUAGCUGGAUGUUUACAUAGGAAAUAGGUAUCUACAUGCAACCGAUCACUCGGACCUUUUAAGCAAGGCACACAUAAAAUUGAUCGUUUUGCGAAGUAAAUAGGAGAGCUAUAGCAAAUGAAGCCAUGUUCAACCACACGUGAGUGAGGGAAGUGGGUGGCAAAACGUUAGAAUGUUGAUGCCAGAAAAUAGGAGUUACACAUACCUAUAAGUAGUGUACAUAUUAUAUCCUAUUAAAUCAAACUCAACUUUAGGGGCCUGCGGAUUUCGAAGUCAAU
Hypoxylon fragiforme is the source of this 5246-nucleotide messenger RNA. Its product is annotated as exoribonuclease 1. The record is from RefSeq and is a predicted model, not a curated record. Gene Ontology annotation, molecular function: 5'-3' RNA exonuclease activity; RNA binding. Gene Ontology annotation, biological process: rRNA catabolic process; nuclear-transcribed mRNA catabolic process. Lineage: Eukaryota; Fungi; Ascomycota; Sordariomycetes; Xylariales; Hypoxylaceae. Gene Ontology annotation, cellular component: nucleus. The coding region runs from base 513 to 4766 and encodes 1417 amino acids. The transcript has 4 exons.